AUGGACUUCGGCGAGCUACCAAUAUGUCAUUGGGAGCUCAUGGCUAGCUACUCCACGGCAAACUCAAAUGUCCACGGAGUUUUCGAGAUCGCUGUGGCGGAGAAAUUCCUCGGCUCGCCGCAUCUUAUUCGCUGUUUCGGGUGUGCCCAAGCGCUUCCCUGUCCUUCCUUGCCUGCAUCUGCGGGAGCUUGGCAUGCAAACCUCAGCAGAUUCCCGAUCUGGAUCCAUUCUGCGCUCGUCCGCUUCAUGGUUGCCGAUGUGCUUCAUCGCAGCGAGCUUGUUCUGUCUUGCUAUGAACCUAUGCAACAAACGCAUUUCUUCGGCCUUCCGAUCCAUUCGGUUGCACCGUGA
Messenger RNA from Histoplasma capsulatum G186AR, 351 nucleotides. RefSeq lists its product as uncharacterized. NCBI's taxonomy places the organism in Eukaryota, Fungi, Ascomycota, Eurotiomycetes, Onygenales, Ajellomycetaceae. The transcript has a single exon. The coding region runs from base 1 to 351 and encodes 116 amino acids. The record is from RefSeq and is a predicted model, not a curated record.